Molecule: messenger RNA, 351 nt
Organism: Paramecium tetraurelia
Lineage: Eukaryota; Ciliophora; Oligohymenophorea; Peniculida; Parameciidae
Exons: 2
Source: RefSeq, a predicted model, not a curated record
AUGGGAGUUAUUUGUUCUAAACAAAAUCUGAAUAGUAUAUCCAAUCCAUAAAAAAGAGUGAAAUUCGCAGCAGUAACUCCUAUGGAUGAUAGUAAUGAAGAAUCACAUCAUAUUGGAAUUGAAUUUUAAUACUAGAUUUAAUAAGAUCAACCCAAUUUUCUAAUAAAAAAGUAAAAGUGGGAAGAGUACUUUCAAAACCGUUAAGAUUUCAUUAAUGAUGAACAAUAUAUAACACUCUUAAGAUCGCCAAAUUAAUCAAAAACCCCAAGAAUAACAAGUCUCAUCAUAAAUCCAGGAUAUUGCAAAGGCAUUACAGGAACCAUUUAAGCAUUUUAAUUUAGAAUUAUUUGA